ACCGUCGCUUGUGCGCACCUUCGUAUAUUUCACCGACACGCGCGAUAGUGACUCCUGGCGCUACGGUUACCGGAAGUGAUUCGACCUGUAGCUUCUGUUUGAUCGGCAAUGGGUCUUGCCUUGGCAGAUGGGUCACUGCCGUUACAUCCCUCACUGGAGAGGUGUCCUGAGCGUCGACAUGGCGGUUUCAUGAACGACAUACUCUCUGGUAGCACUACCACAACUAACAUCUUUUCUUUUUACAUUACAUGAUACCUUAGUUGGAAUACUUCGCAACCUCACCUGCUCGGCGGUGCUGUUUGCUUCUUUUUUGCGACAUCAUUUCUCCAAUUGUAUUCUCCAUGGGAGAGUAUAAGUCGCAGCAUUCAUCUCACAAUGCGUAGGAUCAAAGUCCCCCGUGGGACCCCAUAUCGCCGGCCUAUGUCGAAGCAACACAAACGGUCCCUGGUGUAUGCGCUUCUUUCGGCUGUCGCUUUCGGCGGGUAUUACUGGUUGUACGCGCAGCCCAUCGAUGUAUUCGCCGUUCCGUUUAGAGAGCACGAAGCAUACAUGCACGACGGAUCAAGUCUCGCCUUCCUCAAAUCAGAGCAAUCCUAUGAUUGGCGGGAAGCGCCCUUCGUGAACAAGAUCGCAUCCUAUAUACCGCUACCGACGACCGCUCCGCACAAACUCCCUCGAGUCCAGUCCGAGCACUUUCCCGAGACGAGUUCGCAAAGAAAACAGAGAGAGAAACGCAGAGUCGCCGUACGGGACGAAUUCAAGCAUAGCUGGGACAGCUAUAGGGAAUUUGCUUGGGCACAAGAUGAGCUUCGGCCUGUAACAGCGGAGGGUGAAGAGUCGUUUGGCGGCUGGGGUGCCACUCUGGUCGAUUCACUAGACACGCUCUGGAUCAUGGGCCUCAGAGACGAAUUUGAUGAGGCCGUGGAGGCUGUCGCAGCCAUUGACUUCGGUAAGACCAACCUUACCACUGUGAGCGUCUUCGAGACGACCAUCAGAUACCUGGGUGGGCUAUUGAGUGCAUACGACAUGAGCGGCAAGCCGAUCUUGCUUAAGAAAGCGAUACAACUCGGAGAGAUGCUGUAUCGUGCAUUUGACACAACCAACAACACACCUCUUGGCUGGCUGCAUGUAGAGAACACCAAGGCGAUAGGAAGGACGGCCUUUACUGCCGAGAGCAAUAUCUGCUUUGCCUGUCUUGGAAGCUUGACCAUGGAGUUUACGCGUCUUGCCCAGGUCACGUCAGAGCCAAAAUAUUACGAUGCAGUCGCGAGGAUCACUAUCAUGAUGGACCGCGCGCAAGACAAUACUAGGCUACCUGGUCUGUGGCCAACUAUGGUGAACGCCGCGAAAGAAGAAUUCAACCAAUCACGCUUUUUUUCGAUCGGUGCGCUUGCUGACAGCACGUACGAAUACUUCCCCAAGAUGCAUGCGUUGCUCGGCGGCGUGGAACCUGCGUACGAGAAGAUGUACCGAGACUCAGCUGAAAUGAUUGACGCGUACAUGCUUUUCCGGCCCAUGGUGCCUGACAGCGCUCACGGAGAAGACCUACUGCUGUGUGGGGAUGUCUUCACCCACGGCGAAGAUGCCAGGCUAGAUCCAACUAUGCAGCACCUGACAUGCUUCAUUGGCGGCAUGUUUGGCUUAGCAGGUCGCCUCUUCUCUGAUCCUGACCACGUGGAUCUCGGUGCGAAGCUCACCAAGGGGUGUAUUUACGCCUACUCCGCCACACCCACGGGUAUUAUGCCAGAAACAUUCGAUAUCGUGCCCUGCGAUUCUCGUAAAUCUUGUCCCUGGAACCAAACGGCUUGGGAAGUGGGUGCAAUGCAUCACUACAGCAGCAAAUAUGUUGCUCAUUUCAAUGACGCAGUAGAAAAGUACAAGAUCCCACCUGGCUUCACCAACAUCCGCGACAAACGAUACCUGCUCAGACCCGAAGCCAUCGAGUCUGUCUUCAUCAUGUAUCGCAUCACUGGUGACCGUCAAUAUCUGGACGACGCAUGGGACAUGUUCACUAGCAUUGUUGCUGCAACUCGAACGCCUUACGCGAACGGACAAGUCAGAGACGUUACGUUUGUAGCAUCGAAAGCCCCAGGCCGAGGUUACAAGUCUGUCCCAGGUGUAGGUGAUGUACCAUACACGCACGAAGACAAUAUCGAGAACAAGAUGGAGAGCUUCUGGACAGCGGAAACACUGAAGUAUUUUUAUCUCAUCUUCAGUACACCAGAUAUGAUCAGCUUAGACGACUGGGUGUUUAAUACGGAGGCGCAUCCCUUUAGGCGGCCGAAGUCGAGAUAAAAACAGGCUAAGCAUGAUGUUGAAGCCAGUAGUUGAGAAUAAAGAACGAGAUGAGUAAGGUCACACUGCUAUUAGUAUUGUCAUCUUAUAUGAUACCCGGCACGGACGAAGAAAUGCGUCACUAUCGCUAUUGCUUUUUGGGUAGCAUAGCCGGAACAUUGCAUUGAUUGGCGUUGUAAUGUAAGCUCAGACAGUUUUUUAUGAAGUUCUGGCACUACCGUGUGAAAUAGGUAGCCUGCUUUCGUCUUUUAUUGU
Messenger RNA from Alternaria alternata, 2550 nucleotides. Its product is annotated as class I alpha-mannosidase. The transcript has a single exon. Gene Ontology annotation, cellular component: endoplasmic reticulum; Golgi membrane. NCBI's taxonomy places the organism in Eukaryota, Fungi, Ascomycota, Dothideomycetes, Pleosporales, Pleosporaceae. The coding region runs from base 376 to 2295 and encodes 639 amino acids. The record is from RefSeq and is a predicted model, not a curated record. Gene Ontology annotation, biological process: carbohydrate metabolic process; N-glycan processing. Gene Ontology annotation, molecular function: calcium ion binding; mannosyl-oligosaccharide 1,2-alpha-mannosidase activity.